AUGGAUCCUUCAUUUAAGAAAAGACACAGAAUACCUGCAUCAUGCUCUGUUUGCCGGAAGAGAAAGUCCAAAUGUGACAGGAUUCGUCCAGUUUGCGGUUCGUGCAAGAAGAAGUCCAUAGCGCACUUAUGUUACUAUGAAAAGGAAGGAAGAGACCCUAGCGGGGGUAAUGGAUACGACACCAUGAAUGACUACUACGACCCACAUCAACAACAGCUGCACCAGCACCAACAGUUGAUACAUCCCCAAGCUCAUCCUCCACCACCUCCGCAUUCAGCACAUCCGCCACCACCUCCACCGCUGCACGGAGCAAUACCACAUUUCCCCUACCCGCAGCCAAACCAGCCAGUUUAUGUCUACAUGGCCCCAGGGAUGAACAUGCAACAGCCUGAACAGUACCAGCAGCAGCAGCAGCUUCAGCAACAACAACAGCAGCAACAGCAACAACAACAACAACAACAACAGCAGCAGCAGCAGCAGCAGCAACAACAACAGCAACCGCAGCCACAGCAGCCAUUACCUCAGCCAUCACACCAUGCCAACACCCCUCGACCUUUCCCUCCACAAACAGCUCAAACUCCACAAGUUCAGUUACAACAACAACAGUCACCUUUAGGCAUGUCUCCCUCAAAGCACCCUCAAUUCCGUGGACCAGCCCCCCCACAACCUUUACCACUUCCUUCACAUAUGUCUGUGUUGCAAAGACCAACACCUAGCGAAUUUCACGGACUGACUACGCUUCUCUCUACCUUACCUGGAAGUACGCAAGAACUUCAGCCCAUGCAGUUUUCUCCAAAUAACUCUUCUCCUGAUACGGACAGAAUACAGCUUGCUCCGUUGAGAGGUGACUCCUUUGGAAAGUCUCUGUCAGAACCUUCAGGUCUCAUUGGUAGCACCACCGGAAAGAACGGUAGCACAUCUGGAUUGGCUACUGGAGAAUUUCCAGCUAAGACUCCAUUAACUUCCUUAGACCACACCUUCCAGACACCACCAGUAGUGGCCCCUUCAGCACCACAUUUGCCACUACCACCAACGCAAGCGCCCCCAGUGCCUCAAUUUGCAUCUUCUAUCACGGCUCAGCAAUUAUCUAUAGAUCCUAAUCCUUCUAUGGUUUCGAACCAAUCGGUAGAUGCGGAGUUAGUAUCCAUUGUAAUAGGUCCUAACUCUACCUUAAAAGUAAACCCUAAUGAUGCUAUAGAUGUCUUUGCAAAUACUAAUUUCUCACUAGUAAUAGAUGGACCAAAUUGGCAACAGCACGGGCCAAUUUCCUAUUCUGGCCUAACCAAAAGUGACCCUUUCAUCAAGUUUUUCAGAUCAUAUGCAAUCACCUUGUUUAAAAGUGGAGAGCUUUCCAAGUAUUUGCAACAUAAAUAUUCAAAAACAAAGAAAAGAUCCUCAAGUAAAUUAAAUGGUAACUCAAAGAGAAACAAGAGCCAAGAUCUUGGCACUAAUAAAGGCGAGGCUGGAGUAAAAGUAGAACUUGGAAAAGACAGUACAGGUGCUGAUGGAAGAAAAGAAAAUGGCGACCCUGAAGAGAAUGAACAAGAGGGAGAUGGAGACGCCGACACCGGAGAAGGUGAAGAGGAAGAGAUAGGUGGCCUUGAAGACUCACUUGUUGUUAAUAAGAUUGGAUUAUCAAAGGAAGCAAAGGCGAGAAUGGAAUCCGAAGCAAAUAUUAAGGUGAAGCUUCCUGACUCUUAUCCCGGAAUAAAAGCAUUCAAUAAAGUCAAAAAGACACAAGACGAUUUUUUUGAGAAUAUAGUUUUCAAAUCUGCAUUGCAAGUUUUACCGUCACAAAGAAGUAUAUUCAUUUUGUUUUAUAGAUUCUUCAAGUAUGUUUGUCCCUUCAUUCCAAUAAUUGAUGAACAUUCCUUGAUAGUCGAUUUAUGCAAAAUUUUACCUGAGAAGUUUCCCAGAUUUCAGACUCACAAGUAUAAUGAAAUUAUUAUAAAGCAUCCAAACGAUAUGAACACCUUGGCUAUCUUGUUGCUUAUAGUCAGAUUGGGCUAUAUGUCCAUGAUUCAUAAUGACGAAUUGAAUAAUGAAUAUACUGCAGAUGAAAAAACAGCAGCUGAUGAAAUGAAGCCAAUCAGUUCUGAAGAAUACUCCAAGGUAAUCUCUUUAUGCAUCCCCGAUGAACUGACUCUAUCCAAGUCGAGCUUUAAACUAAUUCAAGCAUUGACAUUGCAGUAUUUUUACAGACAAGUUGCACCAGAAGAUUGCCAUGGUUUGAGUGGAUCUGAUGCUCAAUUACUAUUAGGAAUAAUAAUUAGACAUUCGAUUAAUGUUGGUUUAAACAGAGAUCCCAAAAAAUACACUUCGCCUUCAAUCAAGAAUAAUGAGCCUCUUAUGGAAUGUUGGAGAAGACUUUGGAAUUACCUUGUGAUCACUGAUGCUAUUACUUCAAUUCAUUGUGGUACAAUCUUGAAUGUGAGGAGCUUAGAAAUUUCUGAUGUUGAAGCUCCUAAAUAUGAAGGAAAAACCAAGGAAUUGGAAGAGAUGUAUUACAAUAUUAAUAUAAUCUGUGAUUCGUAUAGAAAUCUUUCCAACAAGAUAAACAAUAUUCAAACGAAACCUAAAGUGGUGGAUAUGUUAGCUGAAACAAACGAAUUGGAGAAGAUUUUCUUCAAUUGUUUCGGAAAGGAUUUCUUCAAAGAUUAUAUAUGCUUGCCCCUUGAAGAUGAAGAUGAAGACGAAGACGUGAAUGUGGAAUCUCCCCCUAGCGAUGGAGAUAUCGAUAUGGAUGGAGGACUAAAUUCGUUAAAUGGAGUUGCAACAGCAGCUGGUACUGCUCGAAGCGCUCAUAACGAUCCAGAAAAUAAAGUUCCAAAUGUUGAUUCUAGUGCUAGCUCGACUGCUACUUUGGCUUCAUCCAACUUUGAACAAAAUAGAAGAAAUUCAUCAAUUUCUACUUCUGUCUCUUACAACAAGAGUAGCAAACCCGAGAGCAAGAAGAGUAUACAUUCUAGCACCCUGGCCAAUUUGGAUCCUCGUAUUAAACACGAAAAAUCAUACAUUAAAGUUAUCAAAUUUAUCACGUUUAUUCAGUUGCGUACCAAUUUGUCAAGUAUGUACUACAUGAUUGCAGUGCAUUAUGAAAACAAAUACAAUGAAUCGAAGACUCCUUCUAUGAGUGCUGGAAUUGAAUUAUUCAAGAUUUAUAUAAAAAGUGUGGUUCAGCUUAUCUAUAUUAUGUCCUAUGUUCUUGAACACCUGGUUACUUUAUUUGGUAAGAACUAUGAUUACAUAUUGACAUCUGCAAGUGAAAGGUGCAUGAUUAAAACACAUGCUUUCAUUAGUUCCUUUUUCGUCAGAAUAUUGCAUCAUAAGAAGGAUCUUACUGUCAAAAGGGAACAAGCAAAGCAAGAUAGUGAUAAAAUUAGUGAACUUAAUAUGAGAUUGGGAGUGUUACAUAAUCUUUUCCUGAUUGUUUUGGUUGAGAGUGAAUUGUUUGUGGGUAGUUUCAAAAAAUUAAGUCGCAGAUACGUUAAUUCUUACAGAAUUCAAGUAAUGCUUUAUCUAGUAUUAAAGCAAUGUAUGUCAAAUCCCGACUUCUUCUUUGACCGUGCUAUACAAAAUUUGAAUCACGAUGGUACCAAUAUGCUUCAAUUCUUCACAUUAAAUGAAUUGGAGCAAGUUAGUAGAAUGUGCGAAGAAUUUAGAUCGGCAAAGGAAGAGCAAAAUAAGAUUAAAAAGGAAAGAUCAGGCAGAAGAAGAAGAAGCAGCUCUGUCACUACAAAUGACACCUCACAAACAUCGUCUGAAGAUAUUCGAAUUCAAUUGGCUUCAUUAUAUAGCCAUGGAAAUACGGAACGAAAUCUGUACGAUUCCGGUAUGGAAGGAGCCGAGAGUAUUUCAGGGCUAGGGUUUGGUGCAAAGGGUUUCAAGGGUGCUCCUGGUGUAGGGCUGUCACUGGUUGAUGGUACCGCUAAUUCAAAUGCAUCCACUAGUUCACAGUCACCACUUUAUUCUGAUCCUUCUAUUUUUUAUGCACUCAAUAAUUCAGUACUCGGUGAAAAUCCAAUAAAUCUCAAUGAAGAUUAUAUUAAGAUAUUUGAUGUGUAUAACGAUAUUGAUCAUGAGUAG
Messenger RNA from Dujonia railenensis, 4086 nucleotides. The record is from the annotation of a GenBank genome assembly. NCBI's taxonomy places the organism in Eukaryota, Fungi, Ascomycota, Pichiomycetes, Serinales, Debaryomycetaceae.